Messenger RNA from Labrus mixtus (cuckoo wrasse), 4523 nucleotides. RefSeq names its product immunoglobulin-like and fibronectin type III domain-containing protein 1. The record is from RefSeq and is a predicted model, not a curated record. Gene Ontology annotation, molecular function: protein binding. The coding region runs from base 103 to 3702 and encodes 1199 amino acids. The transcript has 23 exons. Lineage: Eukaryota; Metazoa; Chordata; Actinopteri; Labriformes; Labridae.
UGAAUAUUGCAUAGUGUGAGAAGUUCAAGCUGAAGAGGGGAGUUGGCGACAAAGAUCUAAAAAACAGACUGACCAAAUCCCUGAGUCAAGAGUGAAUCAACAAUGAGUUCAGGAACAAACCAGGACCCUAAAGCCCCAGUGGCUAUCAAGAAAAGGUCCAGAGUCCCUGGGGUAAUGAUCACUCAGUAUGUUGAGCAACUGCCUUUAGGAAAGUCCACACCCGACUUCACUCGAAAGCCAAUGGCUACGACUGUUCAAGAAGGUAAAAAAGCAAUUUUUAAAGCCACGGUUAAUGGAGAUCCAGCACCAACUGUAACAUGGGGGCGCAAUAAAGGCGAGGUUAAUGACCCAGAAAAGUACAAAACCAGAUUCGAUGAAAGAGCACAAGAGCACAUUCUUGAGAUGCUCAGUGUGACGCCAGAUGAUGCUGACAUCUUCAAAUGCUUUGCCACCAAUGAGUAUGGAAUGGCUGUUGUCAGUGCAACUCUCAAAGUGAUCGAAGCUGGUUUCAAGAAGAAAGCCAAAGAAGCAAAUGGACAAGAACUGAAUUUCAGAUCUAUGCUAAAGAAAACUGUGGUAGUCACCAGAAAAAAACAACUUCCACCAAAAAAAGAAGGAGAAAUUGAUCCGAAGCUCUGGGAACUGCUUCUCUCUGCGCGAAAGAAAGACUAUGAAAAAAUCUGUUUGGACUUUGGUGUCACUGACUUUCGCUGGCUGCUCAAGAGACUCAACCAAAUGAAAAAAGAAAGGGAAGACGAGCAGGCAAAGGUAGUCGAGAAACUGGAAAAUGUGAAACAAAUAGAGGUAAAACCUAAUGGGAAAGCUGAAUUUAGCCUGGACAUGAAGUUAUAUGAUCCCAACAGUGCUAUCAACUUAUACAAGGAUGGGCAAAGUGUUUCAUAUGGUGAUGAUGACAAUUCAAAGCACAGCCUUCAGAAAAGUGGGACAAAGUAUGUUUUCAGUAUCAAAGAUCCUCAGCCAGAAGAUGCUGGCUUUUACCAGGUUGAUGUUGAAGAGGCAAAUGUCCUAACAACCGACUUCCAAGUGCCUGCUGUGGAGUUCAUAGCAAAGAUUAAGGAUGUGAAAGCCUUUGAAAGUGAGGAUGCCAUCUUUCAAUGUGUCCUGUCAACACCACUGAACAGAAUUACCUGGUCCAAGCAGGACUCUUCAAUUGAAAAUGAGGACAAGUACGAGGUCACGGUCUCAGAGGACAAACUAAUUCACACAUUGAGGGUCAAAAACUGUGGAAUGGCCGAUAAUGGAACAUUUUACGCCAUUGCUGGGAUAACUUCCAGCAGUGCUUCCCUCACAGUAGAAGCUGACCCAAAUGGAAGUAAAGGUCGUAAAGGCACCCAAACCGGGGAUCAGGAUGAACUGACUAAACUAGCAUUGGAACAGAAAGCCAAGCUAGAAAAAGACAAAGACGAUUUAGAAGCAUCCGGAAAAGCACAGGCUGGAAAGGGAGAUGGAGGAGAUGGCGGAGAUGGCUCUGGUGAUGGGACCAAGCUGGAGAAGAACCUGACAGAUGGAGAUGAUGCAGAUGACAAGAAAAAGAAGCGAUUGCGAACAGGCCCCUUGGUUCCUGACACUGUUAUAGAUCCUGGUGUUCGGUUUGUGAGUGGGCUGUCAGAUACUAUGGCUAAUACUGGUGAAAGGACGGAGCUGUCUUGCAAACUAAGUAGUGAGACCUCUGAGGGCCGUUGGUAUAAAAAUGGGAAGCUGCUCACUAAUGAGGAUGGAGUAACAAUUAUCAAAGACGGCGCCUGUCACAAGUUAAUAAUUGAUUGCUGUAACAAAGACGAUGCAGCUGUGUAUCGCUUUGAAGCUGAAGGCCGUAAAUCAGAAGCAACACUUAAUAUUCAAGACCCACCAAAAUUUGAUGCUGAUGCACUCGGAGAAUUUACAAAGCCAGUCAUUGUAAGGGUGGGUGAAAAUGCAGAAUGGAAGCUGCCAUUCUCAGGUGGGGCACCGAUGAAUAUACAGUGGUAUAAGGAUGAUGAUGAACUUUUGCCUGCCCUGAAUGUGAAGAUCGAAACAUCAGCUACUAAUAGCCAACUACGCCUUACUAAGUGCCAAAGGAAAGACUGUGGAGAGGUUAAAAUCAAAAUCAAAAAUGAAUUUGGUACACUAGAGGCAAUUUCUAAACUCAUUGUUCUAGACAAACCAACACCACCUCAAGGACCUGUAGACAUCAUGGAGAGUGCUGUUACAUCUGUUGAAUACAAGUGGAAGCCACCCAAAGAUAAUGGUGGAUGCCCAGUCACAAACUAUAUCAUAGAACGGCAACAGGUAGGGCGCAAUAAAUGGUCAAAUCUUGGUGAGAUUCCUGGGAGCAACCCAAGUUACAAAGAUACAGAUGUGACCCCAGGAAGGAGAUACUGCUAUCGGAUCAAAGCCAAAAAUGCAGAAGGCAUCAGCAAUUACCUGCAAACAGAGGACAUACCAGCUGGAGUAUUACGAUAUCCUGGGACACCAACAGCACCAAAAGUGGUCAGUGCCUUCAAAGACUGCAUUAAUCUGUCUUGGAGUCCUCCAUGUGACACUGGAGGAACCAAAAUAGUUGGUUACAAUCUGGAAAAAAACAAGAAGGGCACCAAUUACUGGAGUCUUGUAAAUCAAGGAGGGCCUAUCACAGAUACAAAGUAUGCAGUGAAAGAUGUUUUUGAAGGAGCUGCAUAUGAAUUUAGGGUGGCUGCUAUAAAUCUAUCUGGUGCUGGAGAGCCUAGUAUUCCAUGUGACACAGUAAUCGCCAGAGAUCCAAUGAAACCCCCAGGCAAAGUGACAGACCUGAAGUUGACAUCCUCAAAUUAUACCACCCUUUCACUGGCUUGGAUUAAACCUAAAGAAAUGAAAGGGGUAGAGGAUGAAGCCCAAGGGUACUACGUGGAGAUCAGACCAAUAGAAAACCUUGAAUGGAUUCGCUGUAAUGCCAAUCCAAUUACUCUUACUUCCUACACCGUGCUUGGCUUGAAAGCAAUGGCCGCAUACUGGGUGAGAGUAAUUGCAACCAAUUAUGGAGGUGAUGGAGAACCACAGGGCUUUGACAAUUACCUCAUUGCCAUGCCUCCUCCUGUAAGGCCAAAGUUCAAAGAUCGCAACAUGAAGACCUUUGUGGUGAUACAAUCUGGAAACACAGUCCGCAUAAACAUCAACUUUGAGGCAUCCCCCCUUCCAGAAAUCUUUUGGCUAAAAGAUGGUGUUCCAGUGGCCAAACAUGUAACAGUUACCAACUCUGAUAAGGGCUCUCAACUGUUAAUCCCCACAUCGGAGCGGUCUGACACUGGCAUCUACACCAUAACUGUCAAGAACAUUGUCGGCCAGGAGAGCUUCAAUGUUGAAAUCAGAGUCACAGAUGAUCCCAAGCCCCCAGGUCCUGUGGAGCUGGAUCAGAACAUCCCAGGAACAGUGACUCUGACCUGGACCCCUUCUCCAGAUGAGAAGAGGGAUGACAGACUACACUACAUGGUAGCAAAGCGUGACUCCUUCAAACGCACUUGGAGGACAGCGGCAGACAACCUUUUUAAUAACAAGUUCACAGUUGUGAACAUCAUGCCUGGACGAGAGUACAACUUCAGGGUGUUUGCCAAAAAUGAUAUGGGUCUUUCUCCCCCUUCUGAAUCCCCUGUAUUUGAAACCAAAAAGGAAAAAGGUGGAACAGUAAUGAGAUGCAAAAGUAUUGAUGUAAAAUGUAAUGUUUUAUGAUGCUUCUGUAUCAUUUAAUGGCAACUUUCAGAAAAGGAAUCAAGCUUUGCAUAUUUGACCGUUGCUAUGAUGAUUAGGAUUCCACUCACAGUUUUACUUACACAAGUCUUAUGCUAGCAAGCUUCUAAAACAAUCUAAUUAACAUUGCACCCACAACAGUGAGACUACUUACAAUGAUACGAAUAAAUUACAAAUUUACUUAAAAUAAUAGUUAUGACAAAAUACAUUUAUGACGCUCAGUCAUAACAUAAUAUAUUACAGCUUGCAACAUGAAAACCAGUACUUUGCAUUACUCCAGAGCUACCUUUGUUGAGCUCAAUGGUAAGGUAUUAAGUUGUUGUCACUAUUCUUUUAUCUGCAUUGCCCUAGUUUGAAUAGGAAAUAACCUCCCAAGAGAAUUAGAGACAUUAACCAUUAUUCACGGUUUAACAAGAACUAGCUAGAAAGGGGGCACCGGUGACCUAGUGUUAGGUCGCGCCCCAUGUACUGAUACUACAGUCCUCCGAGCAGGCUCGGGUUCAAUUCUGACCUGUGACUCUUUCCUGCAUGUCAUUGCGCACUCUCUCUCUUUCCCUGAUUUCUAUCCACUUUCUCAUCACAUAAAAGCAGAAAAGUCCAAAAAGAUUUAAUAAAUAAAAAAUCUUAAGAGCUAGAAAGCGCUUGAUUCUAGAAAUGGCUAAUAAACAGACAUACUUACCAAAAUGUUGGAUAAAAGAUGUGAGUAGAAGGAAGUAGAUGACCAACGCUUUGGAGAUAUUCCACCCCAAACGAAUAAUUCUCGCUAUCAUUGUAGAUUUUCAAAACACUUCCUUGUUUUGCCA